Messenger RNA from Pygocentrus nattereri (red-bellied piranha), 1535 nucleotides. It is a transcript of the gene gatad1, whose product is annotated as GATA zinc finger domain containing 1. The transcript is spliced from 5 exons. Bases 262 to 996 code for a protein of 244 amino acids. Gene Ontology annotation, biological process: regulation of DNA-templated transcription; chromatin organization. The record is from RefSeq and is a predicted model, not a curated record. Gene Ontology annotation, molecular function: sequence-specific DNA binding. Lineage: Eukaryota; Metazoa; Chordata; Actinopteri; Characiformes; Serrasalmidae. Gene Ontology annotation, cellular component: nucleus.
GGUUACAGAGCCGAAGGAGAAGAAGGGAGGCUAGGCUGAAUGGAUGAUGGGCGGUGUUGUUUGCUGUUACAGUUCAGUAUUACUACCAGCAGCACUGACACAUUUGCGUUAACGUAGGAAAACGUUUCACUUACAGUGACUUUUAGGAGCACAGAGUUACGCUCGGCAGCAAACAAGCACGACUCGCUCCGAGCGCUAGGUUAGCGUUAGCUGCCUGAGCUAAGAGUAAUAACAGACUGUCGCCUGUCGUCCAGAGAAAAGAUGCCGUUGGGUUUAAAGCCGUGCUGUGCUGUCUGCAAGACCAACUCGUCGUCUAUGUGGAAGAAGGGAAACCAGGGGGAAAUUCUCUGUAACAACUGCACGUCUAAAAGCAGCAUCACCGGAGGCUCGGGGCUGUCGGCCUCGUCCGCCGCUCAGCAGAAUAAUGGCGGGGGGAAGCAGUCUAAGCAAGAGAUCCACAGGCGGUCAGCACGCCUAAGAAGCACCAAAUACAAGGCCCCUGCAUCCGAGAAGAAAGUCUCGACCAAAGGAAAAGGGAGACGACACAUUUUUAAACUAAAAAAUCCUAUCAAAGCUCCAGAGUCUGUGUCCACAAUCAUCACUUCAGAGUCAAUCUUCUACAAGGGUGUUUAUUAUCAAAUAGGAGAUGUCAUAAAAGUAAUAGAUGAAGAGGAUGGUAAACCUUAUUUUGCACAGAUCCGUGGUUUUGUUCAAGACCAGUACUGCGAAAAGAGUGCUGCAUUAACCUGGCUGAUCCCUACCCAGUCCAGUCUAAGGGAUCAGUUUGAUCCUGGCACAUACAUAGUUGGUCCAGAGGAGGAUUUGCCAAGGAAAAUGGAAUACCUUGAAUUUGUCUGCCAUGCUCCAUCAGAGUAUUUCAAGUCAAGAAGUUGUCCGUUUCCAACAAUACCUAUUCGUCCGGAGAAAGGCUAUAUGUGGACCCAUAUUGGACCCACACCUGCUGUUACAAUCAAAGAAACAGUUAGCUGCAAUUAAGUACAAGCAUCUUUAACAGUUUAUAAUAUUAUAAACAGAGACUAAGAGUUAAGUAUUGAAUUGAGGAAAAGAGCGGUUCUCUCCCAGUCAGUCUUUUUUCACUUAAUUUAAUGGUAGCCUUAUUUUAAAGGCUUCUCCAUGAUCCCAUUCUGUGCUGGUAAAGACUAGCAUGUGUCUGGCAUACAUGGCAGUCUGCCACUAUAUUUUGGAGCUAUUGACUGUGUAGCAUGUUGAAGUACCUCAGCAUCGUCAGAGAAGAAUGUGAAGUGCUAUACUUUAACACACGACAAAACAAACGUCAAGUUGGUUGGUAUGGAGCUCAGUGACUGUGAAGAGUGGAAUCCUGUUGACUUUGCCGAGGAGCAAGGUCAGUUGUGUUGCAGAAGACAUCAUCCUUGUCAAAGCAUGGCACAAUUUAGAACAACAACAGCAUCUAUUUGCUGGGUGUCUAAAUGGACAUUUACAUUUGUAAAUAUUGUAAUGUAUGUAAAUCUUUCUUUAGAAAAUAAAGAUUCACAUUAGUUUCUCUGGGAUUAUCA